Lachancea meyersii CBS 8951 is the source of this 387-nucleotide messenger RNA. NCBI's taxonomy places the organism in Eukaryota, Fungi, Ascomycota, Saccharomycetes, Saccharomycetales, Saccharomycetaceae. The record is from the annotation of a GenBank genome assembly.
AUGACCCAGCCAUUUGCUACGUAUAGUUCCCCUGAGGUCCAAGAACAGGUGUUCCAAGUGAACCCGUCUCAAGACCGCUACAAUACUACAAAUGGCAUCACCACGGGGCCCAGUGCUUAUGUCUUGGAAGCAGGACAGAUCGACAAAGACAAGCCAGCGGAGCCUAAAUGUAACAAGGACGGCGAAUUCACGUUUCUGGGCAAAGUGAGGAUGCAAUUGACUGGUCUCCAAGACGACAUUAACGAGUAUCUCACGCAGCAAAUGGAAGCUGCCAAGAAUAAGAAAUUGAAGCAGGAUGACGAGCUGCGAAUUAAAAAUGAGAUAGACAAGCUACUAGAUGGCGGAGAUGGUGACGAUAGCGAGGAUUCCAGUCCUGAAAACAAGUAA